AUGAAAGUGUAUGUGAGAGGAAAAUGUGUUAUCUUCUCCUCAACUGUUAUCAACAAUUUUCUUGGAAGAUCUGAUGAAGCACAACCUGAGCUGGAAGUGUCUGACAACAAAAUAUGUGAGGUUAUCACUGCUAAGCAGGUGAAAGGUUGGACUUUAAAAGGAAAGUUGUCUGCUAGUAAGCUUAGCAUGAAGUAUGUCAUGUUGCAUAAGAUUGGUGCUGCAAAUUGGGUGCCUACCAAUCAUAAAUCUACCAUUGCUACUGUCCUAGGAAGAUUUAUCUAUGUCGUAGGUACAAAAGCCAAGUCUGAUUAUGGUACUUACAUAUUUGAGCAGACUAUGAAGCAUGCUGAAAGCUUCAGUAUAAAAGGUCUUAUAGCUUUUCCAUCCCUCAUAUGUGGCAUUAUCUUGAAUCAAUACCCAAGCAUUUUGGUUGAAACUGACUCUAUCUUCAAAAGGGAAAGUGCUCUUUCAUUUCAUUAUAAGUUGUUUCAAGGAACCCAUGCUCCUGACGUUGUCAUGACAUCGGCUGGGACAUCCAAAGGAAGCUCCACUAUAGGUAAAGCUGCUGUGAUAGCAAUGCUCGGGGAAACAUGUAAGGAGCUGGAGUCCAAAAAGCAGACUCUUGAAAAAUUGAUCAGCUCUCUUGAAAUGGAAGAAGGUGUUGAGUUUACUGAGAAUGAAGCAGGUUCUGAGGCAGAUGAGGAAGAAGAUGCCAGUCCAGGCGAUGACACAGGUGAAGAAGAUGAUGUUGGCUCCAGUAGCUCUGAGUCUGAUGACUAG
Molecule: messenger RNA, 780 nt
Organism: Vicia villosa (hairy vetch)
Lineage: Eukaryota; Viridiplantae; Streptophyta; Magnoliopsida; Fabales; Fabaceae
Exons: 1
Coding region: 1-780 (259 amino acids)
Source: RefSeq, a predicted model, not a curated record